GGGUCGCUGUGUGGUGGCCGUGUCGGCCGUGCCACACGAGCUGAGGACGAGCUACUAUGAGCUCGCGCGUUGAGCGCGCGCGUUUGUUCGAUAAAGGCGCACAGAACAUUUUCACGGAUUUAAACACGUGCUCUUUUUCUAUUCUUUCUUUUGAACCUGAAUUUGAUCGGGAAGGCGACGCUAAUUACCCGAUCAUACUAAUCGGGGCGAGGUGGAGGCGUGUUCCUUUAUCAGUACCCUUCACCGAUAGUCGGUGCGUGCGUUCUUCAACUGUUCCAACACAACUCGGCAGCUGCUCUGGACGAGGUAGUACGGAAAGUUAUGGCCGAGGACGACGCACCUGAAGGAUGGAUGAAUACCAAAAUGAAGCAUUCUCAGAGUGACAACCUCGCCCAGCAGCGAAUGGAACAUUAUAUUAGCGAACUGGAAGCAGUUGGUGGCAUCAUGACGAUUUCUCCCGUGACCAGGGCAAUCUAUGACGGAGAUGAGCACGAAAAGUUUCUGGAGAAGCUGGAUGCACGUAUCAGCGACCACGACCGCGAGAUUGAAAAGAUGUGCAAUUUCCAUUACCAGGGCUUCAUCGACUGCAUCCGAGAAUUGCUGCAAGUACGGAGUAAAGCACAGAAGUUGAAGAAUGAGGUGACACGAACAGACCAAGAACUUCAGGAGACAGCCAAGCGGGUGCUGCAGCGAGCAGACGAGCUGGUCAAGUAUGGCCACAUUCAAAGCAACAUCGCUUGGACCAUUGGGAGCUUGGGCGUAUGCCUACCUGUGCUGGAUGUGUAUGCCAAACUGAUGGAGCAGAUGGCAGGGCGUAGGUACUAUCCAGCGCUGAAGACCAUUGAACAGCUAGAGCACACAUACCUGCCGCGAGUGGCGCAGCAUCGAUUUGCCCAGUCUAUGGCCGUUUGCAUACCACGCCUGCGGGAUCGCAUCAAGGAGGCUUCCCUCUCAGAGCUGAAGGACUUCCUUGAGAAUAUCCGCAAGCACUCUGGCCAUAUUGGGGAGGUGGCCUUGAACCAAGGCUGCAAACAGCAGCUGGAAGAAGAUGAAGAUCUAAGUGCCCAGGACUUGGUGGAUUUCUCACCUGUCUACCGCUGCCAUCACAUCUACAGUGUGCUUGGUGCUCGGGACACAUUUGAGACAUAUUACCGGCAGCAGCGGAGGCACCAAGCCCGGCUUGCUUUGCAGCCACCCACCAACAUGCAUGAAACAAGUGAUGGCUACAGAAAGUACUUUUCUGAAAUUGUGGGAUUCUUUGUUGUGGAAGAUCACAUCCUGAACACUGCAAGUGGCUUGGUCAACCAGGCCUACCUAGACCAGGUAUGGGAGAAUGCCUUGACCAAGAUUACUGCUGCACUACGGACACACUCUGCAUACUGCACAGAAGCCGGCCUUAUGCUUGAGGUGAAGAAGCUCAUCCUACUGUUCGGCGAAACCUUGCGGAGCUAUGGCUACCAUGUGGACCCUGUGCAUAACCUUCUUCUCGAGAUUCAAGAGCACUACAAUGAGAUUCUGAUGAAGCACUGUGUCCAGACUUUCCGCAACAUCUUUGAUGACGACUCGUACCACCCCAUUGAAGUGUCUGCGGAGGAAGAGUACCAGGCUGUGCUGGCCACCUUCCCUUUCCGGGAUGAAGCGUUGGAACAGGCACCAUUCCCAAAGAAGUUCCCAUUCUCACGCUUUGUUCCCGGUAUCUUUGGCCAAGUCAAGGAGUUCAUCAGGGAGUGUCUAAAGUUUUCCGAAGACCUCAAUGUCAGUCAAACGGAGGUGGAGGACAUGGUUCGCAAGGCCACCAACUUACUGCUCACAAGGACCUUGGGUGGAUGCCUGUCGUCGCUCAUCAAGAAACCCAAUGUGGGCCUACUUCAGCUAAUCCAGAUUACCAUCAACACAAACUACUUGGAAGAUGCAAGUGUAUUCCUUGAGCAGUUCAUCUCUUCUAUCUUCAACCGCUGGUGUGGCGACAGCCAUCAUGUAGCGAAAUUACAAGGGAGGACCAUGUUCAAGGACGCUCGUAAAGAUGCUGAAGACCAGAUCUACGAGCAGCUCAAGGACAAGAUUGGCGAAUUUCUUGAACUAGCCCACUAUGACUGGCUACUGGUCGAGCCCGAAGGCCAAGCCAGCAACUACAUGAUGGACCUGAUUGCCUUCCUCAACAAUGUCUUCCAGGCAUUCACCAAUUUGCCGGACAAAGUGGCACAGACUGCCUGCAUGACAGCCUGUCAGCAUCUCGCAAAUUUGUUGCUCAACAUUCUCACCUCAGAAGAAGUGAAGUAUAUUUCCAUCGGAGCUCUGCAACAGUUCAACUUGGAUGUGAUCCAGUGUGAGCAGUUUGCCAGUUCAGAGCCAGUCAAGGGCUUCAAGGAAGGCGUACUACAGAUGUUCUUUGUGGAGUUGCGGCAGCUGCUGGACCUGUUCAUGACAGAAGACUGGUCCACUUACUUCCACGACUACGGCAAGGAGAGCAGCCGUUACCUGCGCGUCAACGCCAGCCUUGCCUUGUUGCUGCUGGAGAAAGUGCGCGAGGCCGACAAAAAGAAGAACAUCUUCUCGUCGCUCAAGCAGAAGGAGCGGGAUAAGAAGAAGCUGCAGGAAACGGUGCUCAGGCAGUUGCGUCAACUGACUGCCUAGUUAGUCGCGGGACAAUGUUGUACCAGUGGCAGGAAGGAACAAGUUUUCAACGUGUUUUAUUGAUCGCUUUGGCAAAACUACUACCAUCGCUGAACCAUCUUUGUAUACACUACCAAAAAACAGUAACUGUAAAGCGAAAAAUGUAUGCUACCGCUGGGCAGAAUUCCCUAACAUGGAAUAGGUGGGGGGCCGCUCGUGAGGUACCCCCCGAAAAAUUGCGCGUAACGAGCGAGAAAGACUGCUGCUGAAGGAUGCCAGCCGACAGGCUGUGCUCCCGCGAGCUUGGCGAGCACGCGGGCGGCAAGCAACUGGCACGCUUGCAUGGGCUUGCCGUGGAGGGCAGAAAGAGGUCUUUGGUGGCGACUAGAGGCGGCACGCCACAGUCUGGCCGUGGCACUAUCAGCUGUCCGGAAGCAGCGGCGACUGGUCGCCCGGCCGCUCGGGCGCUCCCGGCCGCUCGGGUGCUCCGCUCCGGAGCAUAUGGUCCAGCUCGAGGUCCGUGCGUGUCGACGGCCGGUCGAGGCGCGACGCCUUUAGGGCCGCCAGAUACACUGACCGGUGCACUCGCAUGUAGAUGGUGUCGGCUACGGCUUGCACACUGUAGUCUGGCACAAAGGGCUCAUCUGGCAGUGGCCAGCCUGUGACGUCUCCUGCUGCCAGGCCUUGUGGCGACUCGUCCGUGGCGAGCGGGCCCUGCGUGCGGCCCACACAAGGCUCCUCGGGGGCUGGCGGCGUGUCCAGUGCGCGGUAGAUGGCCGGCACCCCAAAGGACGAGAAAGGCCCCGAUUCGAAGAGCAGCUUCUCGAGCCCCACCGUGACGCUGACCCGGCCCUCAAGGAUGAGCACAAAGUAGUCUGCUGCCUGGCCGGCCACGUAGAUAACGGGGUCGUCAUGCGAGUGCACCUUGAUGCUGAUGAAGAUGUUCUGCAGCAUCAGCCUCCGCAAAACCGACUCGGAGAUGAGGCCCUUCUUGAAAGGCUCUACGGCUGCGCAUGAGGGGGGACAAAGCUUGUGCAAUCGGAAGGGACCGCACAGACUCCAUGCAACCGGCCCAUUUGGCUUGAGGCAUUACAUGCACACAUGGGGGGGUACUUUCUACAUGUAGCCCACCCUACUGCCAUUUUCUGUCCGGUGAUUAAUUGCUUCUUAUUCAAACGGAUGCCCACCAAUAGCAACUACGAUACAGAUCAGUACUCUGCCACCUGAAAGGUUUAAUGGAAUGCACGAAAGUUCAUUCAACCUGAAAAGCGUGACUAUAAACAGAAAUUAUAUUAAUGUAAUAAAUUAUAAUCAUAUACCUUACGUGCAA
This is a messenger RNA of Ixodes scapularis (black-legged tick), 3943 nucleotides long. It is a transcript of the gene Sec15, whose product is annotated as exocyst complex component 6B. The record is from RefSeq and is a predicted model, not a curated record. Gene Ontology annotation, cellular component: exocyst; membrane. The transcript has 16 exons. Lineage: Eukaryota; Metazoa; Arthropoda; Arachnida; Ixodida; Ixodidae. Bases 322 to 2634 code for a protein of 770 amino acids. Gene Ontology annotation, biological process: Golgi to plasma membrane transport; intracellular protein transport; exocytosis.